AUGGCUCUCAAGUCUACCUCAGAACAGACUUCUUACAUUAAUACAAAUAUAAAGAAACGUCCAAAGUAUCCUAAAACUAAAGUAAACAAUACAAAAUAUACAACAGCAAGAUAUAAACGAAUUAAGAAGCCGAUCAAGACUCCAAACUCUGCAAAAAUAUAUAAGAUAAGGUACAAUAACAAGGAUAAUUUUGUAACAGAAUCAGAUGCAAUGGAUUCUUACUUCUCACAAUACCAAAUCCCACAAGCCUACAAUUUUCCAGUAAUAGUUACAGAAUGGAAUCCAUUAAUGAGUACAUUAAAAGUUCCAAAUGUGUAUACCACUCCUGUACAUAACAUACCAAUGACAAUAAUACCUCCUCAAAUAAUAACCCCGCUGUGCCCAUACAAAUGUCCUAUAAUUUCACCAGAUCCAAUGCUUGCUCAUGUUGUUCCUAAUGUAGUAAUUAGUGACGUAAUACCAGUUGGAUGUAACCUAUAUAGCCCUGAAAACGAACCUAUACUUAAUAAUGUACAAGAAGCGAUAGUUCCAGCUGUAGAUAUUGAGAGUUAUCAAUCUAAUUAUAAUACACAUGAAGAUGUUCUAGCUACACAAAUAGCAGAAGCUACUAUUGAUGAAUCUGUGAAAGAUGCAAAAGAUUUAGUAGAAUACUACUUAGCCUUGCCAAAGGAUCUAUUUCCUAAUGCACGGAUGUUAGCAAUGGACCCGAAUUUCAUAAUAGAUGAAUUCUGCAAAAUACCUGAUAUAACUGAAGACGUUUCAUGGAUAUUAGAUUUAGAGUUUGGUAUACCACGAGCACCAGUAACCAGAGCCAUAGCUGUUUACGAUGUCAAAUUUAAUAGUAUCCAUUGUAAGAACACUCCCCGCGCAAUUCAUCCCGGUUUCGAGAAAUGCCACGAGGACUUUAAACGGGUGCUGCUCUUUUAUUACGACUGUAUCGUAUCUACUUGGUACAAUGGAUAUAUUAUUAUGAAUUAUGACAGAUCCGUGGAGAAUUUUCAGUCAUGGCUGCUUAUACCAAUGCAGAUGUUCGGUAUGUGUUGGCCCUAG
Molecule: messenger RNA, 1050 nt
Organism: Danaus chrysippus (African queen)
Lineage: Eukaryota; Metazoa; Arthropoda; Insecta; Lepidoptera; Nymphalidae
Source: the annotation of a GenBank genome assembly